CUUUCGUAUGUGUGUGUGUGUGUGUCUGUAUAUCCCUCUCUGUCUUUGUGAAGGAAAGAGGGUUGACUUCGUAUUGUGGUGUUUGUUAUAAGAGUAAACAAAACUGUGUGUACAUUUGAGAUCAUGUGAAUGAGAUAACCUGCAGUUAGAUCUUGAUGGAUUUUAAAAGAUCACACUUUCCAGAAAAGGAAAGAAAAUUCGAUUUACGGGAAAUAAGAAAUAAAAUUUGGUCAAGAUGUAACCGAAAUACUUAAUGGGAAAAAAAUUACAUAGACAUUGUCACUUCCUGCGAAAAGAGAGUGAGAAAUCUGAGGGGAAAAAUUAAACAACAACAACAAUAAAAUUACAAUUACUUCGAAAAAUAGUAUCCACAAAAAUAGCCAAAGAAAUUCGAUACUCAGCGUCAAAGUAGCCACCGCCUGGCGGGAAAAUAGCCAUAAAAUAUUGCACAAGUAGCCAAACAAGCCAUCGAGCCGCCUGACUCCCGAUAGAACACGAUGAACGGAGAGAGAGAUCACGAAAUAACGAGUUUUGAGGAGAGGCAGCAGCUGUGGCGAGGAGAAGAAAGGGAAGGCGAGGAAGAGAGGAAUAAAGGGGGAGAUAAGAAGAGCAAAAGAAGCCGGAGCGGAAGCGGAGGACGAAACGAAAAGGGAAGGAAGGCGGAGCAGAUAAACGGAACGGAAGAGAGGAAGAAAGUUUGGGGAAAUAUGAAGAACAAAGAAGGAAACACGAACGGUGGAAAUAAUCACUUCGAUGGUGAUGACGUCACUGAUGGCGAUGACGUCAUAGUGUACGAACCAGACGGUUUCGUGGUCGAUACCAAGAAAGCCAGGUUGCAGAUGGCUUUAAAGGGCACCAACAACGAGAGGAGGAAGGCGGACACGAAGGACACGAUGAAAGAAAAUGGGAUCCAAAACGGAGGGAAAAUUAAGAAUGAAGGAACUGGCGAGACGGAGAACAAGGAUAAACGGAAGGGAGAUUGCCAGAGAGAUAAAGGGAAAGAAAACCAAAGCGGAGAGAAAGAUAAAGGAGACACCAAGGACGAGACAAACAACCCUCGCGACCAGACAGCCCCGAGAGAGAAGGAAGGAAAGGAAAGGAGAGGAGAAGCGAAAGCAUCGGAAGGGCAGCAGAGGAAGGGCCACGCCCUCCGGAGCCCCCCGAAGCACCAGAGGACCUCCUCAUCCUCAGCCUCUCCUCCUCCUUCCUCUGCCUCUUCCUCCAGUUCCUCCACCACCUCCCCUCCUUCCUUCUCCUCCUCCGCCUCUCCUUCGUCCUCCUCUUCGUCCUCCACCGUACUACAGAAAGUCAACAUCUACGAGACGCUCGAAAUGGCGAGGAACCCCGCCUUCAGACACUACACGGCGGGCGGAGGCGUCAACGUCGUGGUGGACCUGGAGAGGGGCGUUCAGGACGGCACGUGGAAGCCUCCUCUGCCGGACUCUGACGGAGGGGACGCCGAAGGAGGCGUCGGAGGCAGCGUCGUGGACUUCGUGACCUCAAAGGCGGUGUGUGAAGGCUGGAGUCCCGCUCGGAGGCUUUAGAUUUCAGUGGCACCCUUCUUUAACUCCUUCAGUCUUCCUUUUUAGUAAAAAAAAAAA
This is a messenger RNA of Penaeus monodon (black tiger shrimp), 1601 nucleotides long. RefSeq lists its product as uncharacterized. The transcript has 2 exons. Bases 498 to 1544 code for a protein of 348 amino acids. The record is from RefSeq and is a predicted model, not a curated record. Lineage: Eukaryota; Metazoa; Arthropoda; Malacostraca; Decapoda; Penaeidae.